This is a messenger RNA of Gracilinanus agilis (Agile Gracile Mouse Opossum), 1125 nucleotides long. Its product is annotated as natural killer cell receptor 2B4-like. NCBI's taxonomy places the organism in Eukaryota, Metazoa, Chordata, Mammalia, Didelphimorphia, Didelphidae. Gene Ontology annotation, biological process: natural killer cell activation involved in immune response. Bases 1 to 1125 code for a protein of 374 amino acids. The record is from RefSeq and is a predicted model, not a curated record. The transcript is spliced from 9 exons. Gene Ontology annotation, molecular function: MHC class I protein binding. Gene Ontology annotation, cellular component: external side of plasma membrane.
AUGACAGAUGGCCUUCUCAAAGAAUUUGGCCACAAAAUGCAGGAGAUAUUUGGAAUGGAACAAUCAAGAACAUCAGGUUCUGAAAUGGAGAAAACUAACAUGAAUGUCACCACUGGAACUCAUAUCGAGUUACAACCAGUUUGGCCUCAGCGGUAUUCAGCAAGCUCAGAUUUCACUUGGUUUGUAAAAUUGACUUCUACUCAAAAAACAUAUCAGAUACUGAAUUGGAGAAAUGGCUCAAAAGUAACAUUUAAAAAUGACAUGUUUCAAAACAGAGUUAAUGUUACAGCUGAGAACUUGACUCUCUUCAUUAACUCAGUUCAGAAGCAAGACAGUGGCCUCUAUUAUAUGACCAUCACAAAUCCAAAGGGACAUGUUGAUAUUACUACUCAGUUCCAGGUUUCUGUGUAUGAUCCAGUCCAGGAACCAGAGCUUCAAGUGACUUGGGAACCAUGGAAUAGCACUUUGUGCCAUGUGAACCUGUCCUGCCUUGUUAAAGGGAACAGUAAUUUGACGUACAUCUGGUACAGGGGAAGAGAGCAAAUUAAUACCUCAAGACAAUAUUCUCAUAUACAGCUCCCAAUCCAAGCCAAGAACAUGAACAAUUCCUAUACUUGCGAAGUCAGCAAUCCAGCUAGCUCAAGGAGUCAUACCAUCAACCUUACUUGGGCAUGUCCUAGUCCAGUUUACAGUUCAACCCCAGAAAUGCAGUUGCUGAUGAUUUUGGGUUUCUCUCUGAUUCCCCUGACCAUGCUACUCCUCAGCAUACUUAUUUGCCUGUAUAUGAAAAGGAAGAAGCAGCAGCAGCCAGUAACAGAUAUGAACAUGACAGUUUAUGAGAAAGUUAAUUAUGGUAAGCCACGGAGUAAUCAGGUGCAGAAUUUCUGUGGAAAAGAAGAAGGAAAGACCUUGUAUGCAACAGUCCAAUUGCCCAAACAGCUUCCUGCUUCCAGUCCUGCUGAUCAGAGUAAAACAUUGUAUUCAACAGUACAAUUCCCAAAGCAAAAACCUUCCUCCAAGCAGAUGACUGUCAAGUCAUCCAACUCAACCACUGUCUACCAAGAGGUCCAGAGACCCAACCGACUAUCUCGUAAGGAGCUGGAGAUAUUCCACAUCUAUACCUAA